This is a messenger RNA of Ciona intestinalis (vase tunicate), 1776 nucleotides long. The record is from RefSeq and is a predicted model, not a curated record. NCBI's taxonomy places the organism in Eukaryota, Metazoa, Chordata, Ascidiacea, Phlebobranchia, Cionidae.
UAAUAUCUUACAGUUUUUAGUUUUUAUUUUCUUUAUUGCAACCAAAAUCCAUUAGUGUUUCUAUGUCCCUUGUUGCAACAUUACUGAUGCGAUAACUUUCAAUCAUUUACUAAAAGUAGUUGAAGCGAGAUGGUGGUUGGCAGUUCACACGCGAAUGUUAAAGUGCCUCAGGCGAAUUAUGUCAAAUAUAUUUUGGACACAAUUCAAGGAUUUGGGGAUUCUAUUGGUUGGAUCGAUGAAGACGCAAAUGGAAAGGCUUAUUCUUUCGCGAACAUUCGAGAAUCGAUUUUGAAAUGCGCGGACUCUCUUCAUAGAGAUGGUAUACAAAGUGGUGACGUCAUUGGAGUGAUGUCACACAACACUCCUGAUCAGAGGAUUUUGGUUUUAGCUGCGAUAUAUUGCGGUGCUGUUGUGUACCCAUGCAAUCAUCUGUACACACAGGCUGAACUUACAAGAAUGUUUGAGAUCAAACAACCAGAUGCUUUCAUUGUUGCGUCACAAUUCGUUGACAAAGUGAAUGACGUCAAAGGGAAAGUACCUGAGGAUAAAAUUUACGUCAUAGGGGAAUCUAGAACACAUAAAACAUUCAAACAAUUGCUCGACAAUGGAUCCGAAAAAUGCGACAUUAUGACGUGUGAUGACGACACAACCAUACUACUUAUGCAUUCAAGCGGAACAACAGGGACGCCGAAGUUGGUUCAAGUCAACGGAUAUGCCUUGCUUGCCUCGCUUAUACUGGCUGCAGCGACUUCGCAACACCAACGUUCUAGUAUCGUAUACGUUGUGUCUCCAAUGUUUCAUCUCGGUUCAAUCUUCGCGACCCAUGGGCUUCUGGUUCAAGGUUCAACUCAUGUACUCGCAUCCAACCCCACGGCCCCAUCCAUGCUGCAGGCUGUGCAGAAGUAUAAGGUGACAAAUAUCGGCGCGUUACCUCCAUUGUUGCUCGAAAUCGUCAAUAGUGACGUCACAAUGGAUUAUGACGUCACAUCGCUGAAAUCCGUGACCACUGGAGGCGCUCCGUCAUCCGAAGAAUUUAAACUGAAAUUGAGAAAGAAAUUGAACAACGCUUUCGUGGCUGAAGGGUACGGCCAAACCGAAGCCGGGAUACUGACGUCAUCAAAUCCCCGAUCAGCGAAAAACUCACAAGGAUUUCUCGUGCCCAACACCACCAUGAAGGUUGUAGAUUGCACGACAGGAAAUGACGUAGGAGCUGAUGUUUAUGGAGAAUUGAGGUUUAAAGGACCACAGGUAAUAUCUCGCGGUUACGUCGGUAACGAGGAAGCGAACAAAGCUCUUUUUGAUGACGACGGUUGGUUAAGAACAGGUGACCUCGGUUGCUAUGACAACGAGGGUAAUGUCUACGUCACUGGGAGGAUUAAAGACGUCAUAAAGUAUAAAGGAGUACAGGUUGCACCCGCUGAACUUGAAGGUGAACUCCACAAACUGCCGGGUGUUGCCGAUGUCGCUGUUGUUGGGGUGAAAGAUGAAGUGGGGUACGGUGGGGAAGUCCCUAAAGCGUUCAUUGUACGUAACGGUGACGUCACUGAGGAUGGUGUCACUAGGUUCUUGAAAGAUCGAUUGGCCGAUUACAAACAACUACGAGGGGGAGUCGUGUUCGUGGAUAAGUUGCCCAAGACAGCGACCGGGAAAAUACAAAAGCGGAAGUUACGUCAACCCGAGGAAGAAAAAUAGAAAUCCAUGUUUGAAAAUAAUUGUGAUUAAUAAAGUUGAUUGUGAGCACAAAGUAAUGAAUAAAAUAUCUAAUUUUCGUGGUAA